UGGGCAGCUGCUGGCUGGUGGAACUGGGGUCCCUGGGCACAGCCACGGGACGUGCUCCAGUCCUCCACACAAGGUCCCAGCAAGAUGAUGUGGGGGUCUGACCCUGCUUUGGGAUUUCAGGCCCCCGGGUAGCCCCGACACAGAACUUCCGGCAGCUCAGCCCUUUGCCGGCCCCGCUUGGGAAGGGCAGCGUUGGUGGCUGCAGGUCGCGGCGCUGUGUCAGCGGCACCAUCGGGAGGUCAGCGUGCCGGGGCAGUGCGUCUGUGUCCGGCUUGCACCAGCGUGGGGGUGUUGAGGGCCCCCCAAAAUGCCUGCUCCAGUGCAAGAGGGCUUUCCCUGGGAGCCGCAGGCAGGGCAGCACCGAACCAUCACAUGCCAAACCACCUUUGGGGUGCAGGUAGGUUUUAUUUUUCCCAAAAACUAUCAAGAAAAGUCUCCCCCCUUUUUUUCUGCCUUCCCUCCCUGCCCCAAAUUACAGCCCUGAAUAGGGGAACCUGGAGGUACUGAGCUGCACCCCUCAGGGCAAAACCCCCUUGAGUGGGUUUGCUGCUUCUCAGUAUCUGCAGACCCCCCCUCAGCGCUGAGACAGAUGGGCCACGGCUCUCGCUGGUGCUGAAAGAGUUAAUGCUCCCAAAAUGCCAUGAAACGUUCCUGCUGCAGGUCAGUCUCCACCAGGGAUUAGGGAAAUCUGGCCCGGGAGCCAGGGCCGGCUCCUGCCAGCUCAGGGCCGGCUGCGGGACGUGCUCGGGAAGGCAGCGGCGGGAUUGAAGCCCAGGCACAGUGCGCCGGAGCAGCCCUGCCAGGGUCUGGCACGGCCAGGCGCUGCCUUCCUACUUAGUUUAAAAAGACCAGCCAUAAAUCAGUGGUGAGGGAGGGCUGGAAGCUGCUGCCGGGCCGGGUGAGCCCCUCCACGGGGUCUGGGUGGGCACCCAUCCUGCCACGCUGCUGUGGCGGGCAGCGAUGCACACUGCUCACGGGAUGCUGGCUGGAGAGGAGGGAUGAGCAGGGGGGACCCGUGUGGGGGCUGGCACCCGCUCCGGGGUGCAGGGCUGCCUGUGCCCAGCGGGUGCCCAGAGGCUCCCAGGGCAGCCCCACAGCGGGGGCUCCGCGUGUCUCCCCGCCGGCAGCCCUGCCCGAGUGGACAACAGGCUCUGGCUGUUUUCUCAUCCUGCAGGAAUUCAGCACCGUGGGCUGGGCAGUUGGUUGGGGUUUUUUUGUGCCCCCCUCCUUUCACUCUCCCUCUUUGGAGACUUUCCGCAUUCUGCCUUUGAUCUCCCCCUAUGUUUGCCCAGCCGAUCGCUGGGCUCGCCGGGGUUAGAGGCUGAGGUCAGCGCCUUUCCCAUUCCAAACACCCAGAAACAUCAGUGGGAAGGGAGGGGAUUCAGAUUACAACCUUCCCGUCCUCCCCUUCCACCCCACUCGCCCCGCUCGCCAGAGCAGGGGAUGGACUGAGCCACACUCACCGAGGGACACCGCUGCCACCCUGUCCCCAGCACCCGGAGAGUCAGGUAGCAGCGAUGGAUGGAGGUGGCGGGCAGCAUCGCUGGCGGUCCAGCAGACACGGGAUGUGCUGAAGGCCAGAGCCCUCGCCAGCGAGCCAGGCCAGCAGCGUGGGGUUGCCAGAUGCCUCCUCGUGGGAAUUUCGGCCGCCCUGGCCGAGGCCAGCACGCCGGCGGGCGGCAGCAUGUCCCCGUGGGCAUCGCCCUGCUCCUGCCGUUGCUGGCGGUGGCGGCCGGGCUGAGCCUGCAGCCGGGCAGGAUGCGGCACCUGGGGGUCUGCCCCAACCAGCUGAACCCCAACCUGUGGGUGGAUGCACAGAGCACCUGUGAGCGGGAGUGCCAGGCUGACCAGGACUGUGAAGGCUUUGAGAAAUGCUGCACCAAUGUGUGCGGGCUGCGGAGCUGCGUGGCUGCCCGCUUUGCUGAUGGCAGCCUGCCGGAGCUGGCGCUGGCACCGGCAGCUUCGUGUGAGAGCUUCGUGUGCGCGCAGCAGGGCUCUGACUGCGACAUCUGGGACGGGCAACCUGUCUGCAAGUGCAAGGACCGCUGCGAGAAGGAGCCCAACUUCACCUGCGCCUCCGACGGCCUCACCUACUACAACAAGUGCUACAUGGACGCUGAGGCAUGCCUGCGCGGCACCCGCCUCACCACCGUCCCCUGCAAGCACAUCUUCACCUGGCCCGACACCAGCCCCGUGCCCCAGGAGACGACGGCGCGUCCCACACCGGGAGCCGGCCCCGAGGUGCCAGUGCCCCCCGCCCUCUACAGCAACCCCUUCCACCAGUCGGUACGUGCCGGUGGCACCGUCAGCUUUCGCUGCGACGUCAGCGGGCGCCCGCGGCCCGACAUCACCUGGGAGAAGCAGAGUGAGCGGGAGGAGAACUUCAUCAUGCGGCCAGACCAGAUGUACGGCAACGUGGUGGUCACCAACAUCGGCCAGCUGGUCAUCUACAACGCCCGCCACGAGGAUGCCGGAAUUUACACCUGCACAGCUAGGAACUCCGCCGGGCUGCUCCGUGCCGACUUCCCGCUGUCGGUGCUCAGGCGGGAGCCGGGGGGCACCCCGCGGGCCGGCAGCCCCCAGCCCUUCCCUAGCGCCGAGUGCCUGAAGGAGCCGGACCGGCGGCGGUGCGAGGCCCUGGAGGUGCGCUGGCACUUCGAUGCCAAACAGGGCGCUUGCCUCACCUUCCGCUACGGGGGCUGUGGGGCCAACAGGAACCAUUUUGAGACCUACGAGGAGUGCCGGGCUGCCUGCUUGGGCAGUGCCCGUCCCACCUGCCUGCUGCCCAUGGUGCAGGGUCCCUGCCAGAACUGGGAGCCCCGCUGGGCAUACAACCACCUGCUGAAGCAGUGCCACUCCUUUGUCUACGGCGGCUGUGAGGGCAACACCAACAACUUUGAGAGCAAGGAGACCUGUGAGGAUGUCUGUCCCUUCCCCAAGAGCCUGCAGUGCAAGGCUUGCCGCCUGAAGAGCAAGAUGGUGCUGAGCCUCUGCCGCAGCGACUUUGCCAUUGUGGGCCGGCUGAUGGAGAUUGUGGAGGACCAGGACUCUGGCAUCGCCCGCUUUGCCCUUGAGGAUGUCCUUAAGGAUGAGAAGAUGGGCCUCAAGUUCUUCAACAUCAAGUACCUGGAGGUGACCUUGACCAACAUGGACUGGAGCUGCCCCUGCCCCAACAUGACAGCGGAGGACGGGCCGCUCAUCAUCAUGGGCGAGGUGCACGACGGCAUGGCCACGCUGGACCCCAACAGCUACGUCCGGGCAGCCAAUGACAAGCGGGUGAAGAAGAUUUAUGAGCUGAUGGAGAAGAAAACCUGUGACCUCCUGAACCGCUUCCAGGACUAGAAGAGAGCCAGAACAUGCUGAUGUGGGGGGCACAGACCUACCAUGGAGGGAGGGAGCUGCAACCGGAGGGAACCCCACACCAAUGCUUGUAUGUAGGGAUUACCACUGCCAUGUAGUUCCCCCCAAACCCAUGCUGAGCCCCAGCCCAGCUCCUACCACCCCUGUAAUUUAUCAGCUGCAUGCCCCCCCAUGUACUUCCCCAGCCAGCAGCAAUAAAGGACUGGGUCAGGUUGCAGAGGGGUGGGAGGUCUGCCAGGACACCCCUAACCACCCCCCCUGCAAAAAACCCCUUCCCACCACACGAAAGCCCCCAGACCCAGUGUAGCACCCCCCAGGCAAUGCCAGUGAAGGAUCUGUCCCCCUCCACUGGUGCUGCCAGGGCUGGAAAUGGGGAUGCAUCCCCCCCAUUGUCAUUGCUGAAAGCAUCAGGAAGCUGCUGGGGGCUGGGUGGAAGGAUGACGAGUCCCCUCCACUGUUGGCAUGGUGUUCUCCCGGCAAACUGGUGCUGAGCAAGAAGUCUUCUUCAUGCCCAGGGGUUCUUUGCUCUCCUGCCUGUGCCCCCUGUGGCAGCUGCAGAGGCUUCUCUAGGAGAGGCUGGGGUGCCCCUCUGAAGGGGUGGGGGGAGACAGAGCCCCCAGCCCACCAGACACGCCUGGCUGGAGCGAAUGGAGAACUGUCCCACCGCUGCCGACCCCAUCCGCAGCUGGUACCAGCACAGGGAGUGUGUGACCCCGUGAGGAGGUGUCAAUGAGCCGGGGCAGCCGUGCCGGAAAGGUGCCAGGAGAUGACAGGAGGUGCUGGGAGGUGCCAUUGGGGCAGGUCACUGCUUGCGGAAGAUGAGACACUUGUUGUUGGCUGGCAUGUCCACCUGAAAGCACAGAGCCUGGGGUCAGGGUGGGUCCCCACCAGUGCAGCGACUGUCCCCCUCUGUUGAGCCCAGCACCUACCAUCCUCUCCAGGAGCAGCCCAUUGGCCUCGGCCAGCCGCUGCAGCAAUGCCGUGUCCCGAAGACCCCAGGCAGGAUUCCUGCAUGGAGGGAGCCUUGGGUCAGACAGACAGACAGAUGCCUUGCCCCCACACUCUCUGAAGCAUCCCCAUCACCAGAGGGUACCCACAGUUGGUGGGGGUGCUUCCCCCAACCAUCAUUUUAGAUCUCCUCUUGAAGGACCAUGCAGGGAGGGAGCUCCCUGGGGCUACGGGCAGGACAGGCAGCAUGGGCAGGACAGACCCCCAGCAGCCUCAGGACCCACAGCUCUCCCUUCCUACCUCUGCCUCAGGCUGCGGUCAAAGUCCACGUUGCUCUGGGGGCUGAUCUGGCCGUCCACGGCAUAGGGCUAGGGGGGACAUAAAACUGCAGACCUGAACCAUUGUGUGCCCCCGACUUCCCCACAGCCCACAGGUUGCUGUCCCCACCACACACAGAGCCAAGUGAGAAGGGACAUGGCCCCUGAGAGUGACCACAGGUCUCAUCACCCCCCACGGGCCCCUUGGACCCUGCCCUGGAUGAGGCGAGGGAGGACAGGUUCCCUCCUGUCCUAGGAGCGUGUGGCCGAAACAGCCCCAUCCAAGGCUCAGCACCUGCCCUGAAAGCCUGAGACCCCCACUAAAACUGAGGCCCCUGCUUUCCUCAUCCACCCCACAAGCCGUGCCUGGAGCUGCCCUCCCACCUGCAAUCCCCCAGCAAGCCCAGGAAUACCCAUGCCCAGUGAGCAACACCCACCCCGUAGGUGAAGAGCACACCUCCGGGCUUCAGCAGCACCCCAGCACCCUUGAACAGGCCCUGGGGAAAGAGAGAAGUAGGGAACAGGUCAGGGUACUGAGGACACCCCCCAAGAGCCCCCUCCUUGGGUUUGCAACCACCAAACCAGGGGACAGGGACCAAGCAAGGGCCAGCGUGGCUCCAGCCCUGUCCUGCUCACCUCGGUGCACCGCAGCUCCGAGAUGUGCAUCAUGUUGAUGCUGAUGAGGAGGUCGAGGGUGCUGGGUUGGGUGCCUCCCCACAUCUCCCAGCUUUGUGAGACAUCCAGCAGGAUGGGGGGCAGCAUGUUGGGGACGUGCAUGGCCUCUGCAUACGCAGCGAUGCUGUGGACACCAAACCUCACAUCAACCCCAGCUGGGGCAUCGCGUGUGUCCACCACUCGCACAUCCCCCCCCAGCAGCACUCAUUGCAGGCAAACCCGAAACCAGCCUGUGCUGGCUGCCAGCAGCAUCUCCUAGGUGGGCUCUCUGAUAUCUAAUAAUAAGGUUGUGCUUGCAACACAGCUGGGGCAAGAGUGGCUCUGCACAGGACAAGGGGCUGGUAUGGCUGAGCUCUUUGCUUCACAACAGGCAGCUGGGGAACUGGCAGCAGCCGGAUAGCCAGCAGCACACAGACCAAGAGACCCCAGUGCCUAAAAUUUCCAAAUUCACUCCUGCCUCUCAGCAGGGCAGCCGGAGCACGCUGCCCUCCCAGCUGCCUGCACACACGUGCUGACGCUGCCCGCGCGCUGCCUGCACCCACAUGCCCGUGCUGCCCGCAUGCUGCCUGCAGCACCCCCAACACCCACGUGCCCUGGCUGCCUGCACGCCACGCAGCGGGGCUGCCUGCAGUGCUGCCUGCACCCGCCAGGACAACUGCACCACUACCGGGUGAUUUUGGGGUGAUUUACACCCUUUUUGGCACAGUUACCAGCCAGAUCUCAGUUCCCAAGGCAGUAGACUGGGAUUAUUUUUAACCAGGGCAGCGGGUGCCACGUGUUGCUGCCUGAGAGGUGAUGGGUGGGAAGGACAUCAGCUGCUCCCUCCUUGGACAGGGGGGAAUUUUGGCACCUCCCCACCAGGUUUAUUUUAUUAUAUUUUUUUUCAUGAGGGAAUUCCUCCCUGUGCUGCAGAGCUGAGGUUUAUUUUUGUUUCCUGAAUGGAAACCGAGCCCUUCCAGCCCGGCGCUGCAAUGCCUGGAAUGGGCAUUUGGCUGUGGCUGGACCCACACACAUCAGCACAGAGCAAAUAAAUACAGCCUGACAUGGCUCACCAGGGUGACACCGUGCCGGGAGUGGGGUGUGAGCCAUCCACCGCAUGGGUGGGAGCUAUCACCAGCAUCCCCUGAGCGGGGUAUCAGGCCUGGUGUCACCACGGAGCAUUGCAGCCGAAACUGCUAACAGGAGGGGGCGAACGCUCCACGCUGGGUGCUCUGUAGGCAGGAAUUGCUCUGUAGCUGGGGAGGCUGUUAGGGAGUUGGAUGGUGGGGCUUUUCCGGGAAAAAUAAAGUACUGGGCUGUUUAGGAGUUGGAUACUGGCGCUUUUCUGGAAAAAAUAAAGCAUCAAGCAGGAGAA
Messenger RNA from Columba livia (rock pigeon), 6654 nucleotides. It is a transcript of the gene WFIKKN1, whose product is annotated as WAP, follistatin/kazal, immunoglobulin, kunitz and netrin domain containing 1. NCBI's taxonomy places the organism in Eukaryota, Metazoa, Chordata, Aves, Columbiformes, Columbidae. Gene Ontology annotation, molecular function: transforming growth factor beta binding; receptor antagonist activity; serine-type endopeptidase inhibitor activity. Gene Ontology annotation, cellular component: extracellular region. The record is from RefSeq and is a predicted model, not a curated record. The coding region runs from base 1522 to 3342 and encodes 606 amino acids. Gene Ontology annotation, biological process: transforming growth factor beta receptor signaling pathway. The transcript has 3 exons.